Acanthocheilonema viteae is the source of this 1581-nucleotide messenger RNA. Lineage: Eukaryota; Metazoa; Nematoda; Chromadorea; Rhabditida; Onchocercidae. The record is from the annotation of a GenBank genome assembly.
AUGUGGCCAAAUUAUGACGAAGUAAGUGAUGACGACGACGUCAUAGAGAUGGAUGCGGAAGACCUGGAAUACUUACCCGAAAUCGAUGAUCAAAAAUUACAACAAGACGCUUCGCCACAAGCAGAUUGCAACAAAUUGAAAGUUAAUUACAAAUUUCGAAGGACGACACCAUUUCGUCAUCGACUAAACCACAAGAGGGUAACGAAGAAUAGCGAUAAAUCGGAAGGAAACGACAAUGAUGCCAAUGAAGAUUUCGAAGAAUUGAGUGACGAGGAGAUCAUCUCUGAUAGGGCGAGUGAAAGCAGUGAUAAGAUUAAAUCAAAAAGGAAAAAAAUAAGAAAAAUAAGCAUGCCUGAGAAUGAGUCGAACAUAAGCGCUAAACCUAUUUCUUCCAGUAGCAGCGCAAUCAGUGAUGAAGACCAGGACAGCGAUGAAGAAAUAGUAUUUGAAUCACCUUUUCCACUAUCCAAAGUUGUUUUUAUUGAAACAUCAUUUGAUGCAUACAUCAAAUUACUUUCACAGAGUGAGGAAAUGCCAACAGAUGAAAUGACAGGAUGGAAAGGAUUAUUUCAUGCAUUUAAAUGGACAAGCAAAAUGUGUUAUAUCCUUUGUCCACCACUACCAAAUUUAGUAAUCCGAAAAGCUGCUUUUCAUCCUCCCAAGCAUUGUCAUUAUUAUUUCCUAAUAGGUGAAAAAGCUGGCAAACGUCAAUAUUUUCUUGAUGCAAAAAGCGCUCGAGAAAGCACGAAUUUAACCAUUUGCUUGCCACAUUUAUUGUUGCCAAAAUUUAAAAAUUCAGAUGUUGCCGAUCAGUUGCUGCGAAUUGAGGUGCACUUAAUACCAUCAGCUAAUGGUGACACAUUGGUGGCGCUGUAUAUCCGAUGUGAGAAGUCAUAUGAAUGCAAGAAAUCGGCACCUUAUAUAAUACUUUUCGCUCAACCAAACAGUUCAGAUGUUGGCUCAUGCAUGCUUACCGAUCCCAAUUUGGUUGAUAUAGCAGAUUUCUUGCAGUGUGAUUUAAUGGCAUUUGAUUACAGUGGUUUUGGACUGAGUACCGGAACUUCGACAGAAAAAAAUGUCUAUCAGAAUAUGGAGGCCGUUUAUCAAUAUUUAACUGAAGAAAUGAAAGCAAAACCAAAUGAAAUAAUUCUAAUUGGAUUCAGUAUGGGUACUGCAGUUGCUAUUCAUUUAGCAUCACACGAAAAAGUAGCGGGAUUGAUUCUAAUUGCUCCCUUCACAUCGCUAUUACGUGUGCUUAGACGUAAACCGGCUAGUAAAAAGACUUGCUGUUUGGAUCAGUUUUCAAGCAUUGAUAAAAUGUCAAAAAUACUCUGCCGUACGCUAAUCUGCCAUGGAAUGAAUGAUGUAAUCGUUUCCAUCAAUCACAGUAUUGAACUGCAAAGUCGACUACCAAAUGCUACGAAACCUUUUUUUCUUGAUAAAGCUACUCAUCAGGGCAUAUAUUGUGAACGAAAAAUGUGGGAUCGCGUGCAACAGUUUUUGUUUCAUGAACUUGAUAAUAGCAGAAAAUGGAAUGAACCGGUAAAAACGAAACGACCAUUUGUUGACUAUGGUUUUUGA